CAUACACAUUCUAUACAUGGCUGGAAAACGUGUGCUCAUCACUGGCGCUUCGUCUGGAAUUGGACUUUCUCUUGCUGAACAGCUAGCCAAUGGUGGCCACGAUGUGACGGUCACCGUCCGAGAUAACGGAAAGGCAGAAUCAACCAGGGCGCUCCUUGCCGAGAAAAAUGUUACUGUUGACGUCAUACACAUUGACUUCUCAAUUUGGUCUUCGGUACUAGACGGUGUCGACGAUAUCAAUCAGAGCAAAAGGACCUUCGAUAUUGUCAUCUUCAACGCCGGAACUAUGUUUCCGGAAGUGUCAAAAACUACUGAUGGAAUUGAGACCUGCCUACAGGUGAAUGUUCUUGGCCACAUGUACCUAGCCGAUGCGCUGCUCAAAAAUCGUCCCCCAAACCACAACAUCCACUUUGUUUGCGUUUCUUCAACUCUAUUCAAGCUGUGCGGAACGUCAUGGCCAGGCUGGAAACUGCCGAAGGACGGGGCUGCAUGGAUCGACUUUUUUGCGCCCAAGGCAAAGUCGGGGUGGCGAGCAUACGCCCUGAGCAAGUUCGCCAUCACCCUUUUGGCGUCGCAGUUGGAUGGUGUCGAUGGCGUUACUGCAGUGGCUGUAAACCCCGGAAACACCAUGACAAAUGUCACGAAAAAUUUGCCCCAGCGUCAGCGGAAGAUACUAACCGUAUUCAAAAAAUCGCUCAUUACCGUGGAAGAAGCAGCUGCAAAUGUCGCCCGAGCAUCCUUGAAUCCCUUGCCACAUGGAAAAUUCUACGACCAAUCCAAAACCUCUUCGCUACCCAAAGCCCUCACAUCCGAGCGAUUUCUGCAGAAUUUGAGUCAACUAGGUCACCAACUCAUGCUCGGCUUAUCGCGAUAUGCCGAAACUGAUGCGUAGUAAGGCUAGAAUCUCGACGAACUUCUGUUUAAUUUGUUAUUUGUUUCUUCCUUUCCGGGUAGCGUGGUUGCAGAAACCUUUCAGCAAU
Molecule: messenger RNA, 980 nt
Organism: Cylicocyclus nassatus
Lineage: Eukaryota; Metazoa; Nematoda; Chromadorea; Rhabditida; Strongylidae
Source: the annotation of a GenBank genome assembly